Molecule: messenger RNA, 264 nt
Organism: Cetraspora pellucida
Lineage: Eukaryota; Fungi; Glomeromycota; Glomeromycetes; Diversisporales; Gigasporaceae
Source: the annotation of a GenBank genome assembly
AUGAAGAUUCCUACUUCAAAUCCUAUUUCAGUUUUUGAAUCUACCGAAUUGCUCUGCUCGCAAGGUGAUCAUGCACACCUAACAAAUGGCAUAAUGAUUGCUAGUGCCAAACCAGAAACAGGCAAGAUCUUUGGCGUUUCACCUUACAUAGCACCUAAAGUCCUGCAAGGUCAACCUUAUACAAAGACAUCAGAUGUUUACAGCUUUGGUAUUGUAGCUUAUGAGCUAUUAGCCAACUCCUAUCAUUAUUAUGAUGAAGCUUGA